UGCAACGAAGAAGCUACGGCGUCUUUUUGGGUGCUUUCUGGAGAUGAAGGUUCGGAAGAAAAUGUUUGGAGGCCAUCGCUUGCUCAAGAACCUGAAAAUUUAGGUCAGCGUGUAAAAUCUUUUGCCACCCUCGCGGAAGACCGGACCAGACGAGAUAAUAACCCAAUUGCAACUCAAAUUGUGGACCAUAAUGGGGAAAUUGUUAUCACCAUCAACAAUGUAGGUCCUGAUGGUCGUAAUCAGGAUGGUGAGGAUUGGAAUAAUGCAGAUUCAGGGCCAAACUUUGCUCCAUCCACUCAGACCGUUGGAUUUGACAUUCUGGCCAACGCGAAGCCAAAUCCGAGAGACAAGAUCUUGGCGGAUCCUUCGAAAACCGAUCAAUUUACAAGUAACGGGUCCAAUUCAACACCAAUGUUAACUGCAACAAGCGUGUUGUAGAAGAUGUUUGAUAAAAUGGAAAGAGAUAUCGCUCGUUGCAGAAUGUGCCAAAUUGAUCUCAAGAUGUCGAAUCAUGGCACAACUUCGCUUUGGAGGCAUGCUAAGAGUAAACAUUCUGAGGAAUUAACUAUGUUAAGUUAUGAAUGUGCGUCAGAAUUGACCCAACACAAGGAACGCCCAUACUUGGCCAAGUCGGAAAAGAAACUUCAUUUAGAUAGACUUCUGGCCAAAAUGAUAGCAAAAGACAUUCAGCCUAUCUCAAUGGUUGAGGACGUUGGUUUCCUCAACUUCUGUCAAGCAUUGGACCCAAAAUACAGUCUUCCCUCGCGACGUACCUUGUCAGAUACUAUACUACCAUCCAUGUUUGAAGAGAUUCAAGGAAGAUUAGUGAAGCAAUUGGAACAAACUAGUUGGGUCUGUUUGACUACGGAUUUGUGGACUUCGCUCAAUGCUGUUGGAUUCCUAGCUGUAACAGUGCACUUUUGGAACCAACACGACGAGGAUCUUUGUUCCUUUACAUUGGACUGUAUUAGAAUUCACGGCCGCCAUACAUCCCAAAUUCUCGGCGAAGAGUUGCAAAAAAUACUUGUUAGAAACAAUGUAUUGUCCAAGGUUGUGGUUUGUGUCACUGACAAUGGUGCAAACAUGGUAAAAGCUGUCAAAAACACCAAGCUUUGCCAUAUACCUUGCUAUGCACACACUUUGAAUUUGGUGGCCAAUGGAUCUCCAAGGAAUGUGCCUGCCGUCCAUAAAGUGAUCGAAACAGCAUCAAAAAUUGUAGAGCAAACAAAGAAGAGCUCCAUAGUCCAUGAAAAGUUUGAAACUAUUCAACGAAAUCAGGGUAUACCAGUGGUGAAAAAGCUUAUACAAGAUGUGGCCACGCGAUGGAACUCAACAUAUGAGAUGAUGGAUCGCAUUGUAGAAUUAAGAGGCCCAAUUUGCGAGUUGAUGAGUGAACAAGGGAUGUGUGACAAGGUUGGUUGUGUUGAUUCCAAUUGGUGGCAAGCCGUUUCUCAAUGUGUAGAAGUUCUUCAACCAUUAUAUGAGGCAACGCUUGAACUAUCAGGAGAACAACGACCUACAGGCUCCAAAAUAAUUCCAAUCACCAAAAUGCUUACCCAUCAUUACCAAAAAAAUGUGGAUAAAUCUGAAGCAGGAUCUGUGGCACAUGAUUUGGCUUCAGAAGUUCUAGCAAACAUAACCCGUAGAUUUGGAAUUUUUGAAGACUUCCCCGAACUGGCCAUAUCAACAAUUUUGGAUCCCCGCUUUAAGAGCCAUGGGUUUCAGUAUGAUUGCAAACUAACGCAUGCGUCAGAUUUACUUCUUCAGGAACUGGGAAAAUUGAUCGAAGUAGAGGCCCCUUUUCAUCAAGUUGAAGAAAGCCGUCCGAAACAAACCCGAACAUCUCUUUGGGAACCAUUUGAUCAGUGCAUUGUACAAAAAAGAGAAUCUGGACUCUUCAAAUCAGCGAGGUGUGAGCUCAAUGCAUAUUUUCAACAACCAUGCGAAUCACGUCACUCCAACCAAAUCACUUGGUGGAAUAAAGAUGGAAGGGCUCAAUUUCCCUUAUUGUAUAAGCUUGCAAUGAAGUAUUCAAUUAUUCCAGCAACAUCUGUGCCCUCUGAGAGAGUUUUUUCCGUAGCUGGGCAAGUUUUAUCAAAAAGGCGAAAUCGCCUUGGAGAUGAAUGCGCCAGAUUAUUGAUCUGCUUGCACAACAACAUAAACGCCUGAUUUUUCCAUUUUAGCAUCCAUCUUCCAACACUUGAAAUAUAUUUAUUUUAAAGUUCUGAAAAAGGUACAUGUUACACGUAGGUUAAAAAGGCUUAGCAAAUCUUCAGGGAAAUUGAAUUAUAACCAUUAAAAACUAUGUUGUCUGAAAGAAUACAAAUCACAACAAUUAUCAAACAUCUACUUGAUAGAAGUCAAAAGCAUACUUAUUUACAAUUUGAAUACAAAGCAAGAGAUGAUUUACUAUACCACGAUUGAG
Tigriopus californicus is the source of this 2425-nucleotide messenger RNA. RefSeq names its product zinc finger BED domain-containing protein 4-like. The transcript is spliced from 2 exons. The coding region runs from base 442 to 2169 and encodes 575 amino acids. The record is from RefSeq and is a predicted model, not a curated record. Gene Ontology annotation, molecular function: DNA binding; protein dimerization activity. Lineage: Eukaryota; Metazoa; Arthropoda; Copepoda; Harpacticoida; Harpacticidae.